AUGUGCCUCUGCUACGUGUUUUCGUCCGGUGGGGUCGUUCCCUCUCUCCCUUUUCAGUGGAUGCUCCAAACGCCCAAGGCGGUGUCGUACAUGGGGUGCAUCGGCAGGGACGAGUUCGGGCAGGAGAUGACCAAGAACUGCACGUCCGUGGGAGUCAAUGUCCACUAUAGGGAGGACGACACCACGCCAACUGGCACGUGCGCCGUCCUUAUUGUUGGCGGCGAACGGUCGUUGAUCGCCAACCUGGCAGCGGCCAACUGCUACAAGGUCGAUCAUCUGCACGCGCCAGAGAACUGGGCGCUAGUGGAGAGGGCGCAGUUCUACUACAUCGCGGGGUUCUUCCUCACCGUGAGCCCCGAGAGCAUCAUGGCCGUCGCCAAGCAUGCAGCGGAGAACAACAAGGUGUUCACCAUGAAUCUGGCGGCGCCCUUCAUCGCACAGUUCUUCACACAGUCGCUCAUGGACGCCCUCCCGUGA
Closterium sp. Naga37s-1 is the source of this 477-nucleotide messenger RNA. Lineage: Eukaryota; Viridiplantae; Streptophyta; Zygnematophyceae; Desmidiales; Closteriaceae. The record is from the annotation of a GenBank genome assembly.